AUCCUGAAGUGUCUGGAAUUUCCAUUGAAACAGAUAACAAAAACGUAAAAGCAGAGGAGUUUAAGGAGGCUAUUCUUAGUUGCAAACACAAAUUUUCUAAAGGGAUGAGCUUAAGAAUAGAAUGGAAGAAAAUCCAGUCUCAAGGAGUCUCAUUUGUCUACUACAAUGGUGAAUUUACAGUUGCUCCAUCUACUCCAGUCUGUGAAGUACCCAGCUCUGCCAUGACGGGAACAGUAGUGCAACUGAGCUGUAAGGAGACUGAGGGGUCUCCUCCAUCUGAGUACCAGUGGUACAAGAAUGGUGUUGCCUUGCUGGAGAAAACAGGAACAGGCAGUGCUAGAGCAGCAAACGUGACUUACACCAUGAAUAAAAAGUCUGGCACUCUGCUAUUUAACACAGUUACAAAGAAUGACACUGGAGAGUAUUUCUGUGAAGCCUCCAAUGGGAUCGGAUUAUCUCAGAAAUGCUCAGUGAAACGAAUGCAAGUUGAUGACCUUAAUGUAAGCGCUAUCAUCAUUGCUGUAGUGUUUGUGGCUGUGGUAAUGUCACUGUGUGGCCUUGGAGUAUUCUAUGCCCAUAAAAAGGGCUACUUUGCAAAGGAAAGCUCUUCCCAAAAAAUGGUGAACUAUCAGUCUACAAGUGAAAAGGAUUUCAAGCAUACCAAGUCCUUUGUUAUUUAG
Messenger RNA from Acanthisitta chloris (rifleman), 680 nucleotides. RefSeq names its product junctional adhesion molecule 2 (gene JAM2). The annotation marks the transcript as partial. The record is from RefSeq and is a predicted model, not a curated record. The transcript has 8 exons. Gene Ontology annotation, cellular component: tight junction; cell surface; protein complex involved in cell adhesion. NCBI's taxonomy places the organism in Eukaryota, Metazoa, Chordata, Aves, Passeriformes, Acanthisittidae. Gene Ontology annotation, biological process: leukocyte tethering or rolling.